AUCACAAUAAAUGAUAAUCGGUUUGUUCCAACCUGCUAAUUUAGUCCGUUCUUGGAAUCGUUUACAGAUAUUUUCUACGCAAUAUCCAGCUAUGCACAGUUCUCGUAAUAGUAAUUGCUAUAAACGGAACAUAAAUUGUAGCGCCAAUGAAUUCAAUAUUCACAUGAAAAUUUACCUUUAACCUCACUUUUCUAAUGAAUAGAUGAGUUGUUUAAUAUUUGUGAUAUUCAUUGUAUGGAUAUUAUAUUUUGGGGGUUCCCACAAACUAUCUGUCAUGUUUAGUAUGUUAUCACAUUUUUAAUAUAUACAAGUGAGGUUUAUUAUCAAGAGUAACAUAUUUGUAUAUUACACAGUUUUAAUUCGAAGUAUAGUGCACGUAAAAGUAGCCAGAUUAUUGAUAAGUCAACAGUUUGGUCAAAAAUAACUUUGAUAUCUUUAGACUCUCAGUCAUAUUCACGGACGAUGUUCUAAAAAUAAGUUUUUAACUUUUUGUUUCGCAGAUUUGUUAAAUGUUCAGUGCAUUCACAUCAAAAAAAUCAAAUUGUGCGCUCUAGAUAGUUUUUUACUACGUAAUUAUUCCUUUGUGCUUUUAUUAGUGAAAUUAGUUAAUUAGUGCAAAGAAACAUGGACAAUAACAUCGAACAUGAAAUCUGUAAUAAUUGUAAAAAAGAAAUACCUCAACCUAAUUAUGUCAUGCAUACUAUGCACUGUGCUAGGAACAUAACUUUAUGUAAAACCUGCAAAGAACCAAUACCGAAAUCACAAUUUUCAUCUCACGAAAAAUCAUGCAGACCAGUUGAACCCAAACCUUUACCACCGCCUUUAACAACUUUCGAAAAAAGUUCCUAUUAUCAAACUAGGAAAACUAUCGAAGACAAAAAAGUUGAUGCAAGAAAAGAACGUUACCUUCAACGUAUGGAAAAGUUGGUGGAUACUGGAUAUACAUUAAAAAACAAUUCAAGUAGCUAUAAUAGUAGAGAAGUUCCUAGCUAUAGUAGGGAUUCGAAAUAUUCAACUAGAAUGAACAAUACCAACGAAUCAAGAGAAAACGGAUUAACAAGCAAAAGUAAAACUGAAGUUAAAAAGAAAGAAAAAGUAGAAGAAAAUGCAACCGCACAACCUCCAGUACCAUCUCUAGUUAAAAGAUCAGAACCAUCCAAAUCAUCUGGGAUGUUAGCAUGUAAAUAUUGCGACUUAGAUCUGCCCAAACUGGAAUUAGAAGAACACGAAAAUUAUUGUGGAUCUAGGACGGAUAAAUGCUUGGAAUGCGGAGAAUUAGUCAUGUUCAAGGAUAAACAAGCCCAUAUGGAUUCUAAUCACGGGCAUUUGAAGAAAAAAGGUAAAAGGAACGUCGGUUGGGAUUCGUCUACUCAACGUGACGAAGCAUCAUCCGAUACCCGAUCAAGAAGAAAUGGAAAUGUUAGAACUUUUGGUGAAUUCGACUACGAUCCAAUGCCAUAUUUACCUGCUGCUUAUCAAUCACCAGGCAGCGGUGCUAGGAAAAAGGAAGGGGACAGCUAUAAAGAGAUAUCUAGAAGGCUGGAUUGCAAAACGGAAUACAUUAGAAAUAUUCUUCACGAUUCAGCUGCUAUAACGGUACCUUUAAGGAGAAGCGGAACCGCCCCUAGAAAUUAUUUCUAUCACGAUUUGAAAGGUCCUAUCGGUCCGCCAACGCCACCUCCUGUAUACAGACGUCGUAAUCCGCCCACGGAAUUAGUUAUACCUUGCGAAUUUUGUAACGUGCCAAUUCCGCACGAAGAUUUAAUUCAACACGAAACCGGAUGUCGUCCAGAUUUAGCUAGAUUGAAUACGAGACGAAGAAGAUCAUCAGAAGAUGAUUAUUACGUUGAACCUAGACAGAAUUCUGUCGACGAUGAGGAAUUGCCUUGUGAGUUUUGCGGAGACAUGAUCCCGGCGUCUCGCUUAUACUCCCAUCAAAUUCAAUGCAAUUAAAUUUUUUUUUUCACAAUUAAACAUUUUGUGCUAAAUCGUGUGGAAUAUAGAGUAGGAUUACAUUUAUUAUGGUUUAUAUGAAAUUUACAGCUCAAUAAAAUUAUUUAAUUAA
Molecule: messenger RNA, 2065 nt
Organism: Diorhabda sublineata
Lineage: Eukaryota; Metazoa; Arthropoda; Insecta; Coleoptera; Chrysomelidae
Product: TRAF-type zinc finger domain-containing protein 1-like
Exons: 6
Coding region: 625-1953 (442 amino acids)
Source: RefSeq, a predicted model, not a curated record